This is a messenger RNA of Paramecium octaurelia, 1656 nucleotides long. The record is from the annotation of a GenBank genome assembly. Lineage: Eukaryota; Ciliophora; Oligohymenophorea; Peniculida; Parameciidae.
AUGAAUAAUCAGAAAAUUAUCAACAAUGUUUACAUUACAAAAAAAAGAAUUUCUGCUGGGUCAUUUGGAGUUGUCUAUCAAGGGUAAGAUAUUAAUACAAGAAAUUUUGUUGCCAUCAAGAUUGACAAAGAAAAUAAAGAAGACUCAAGCUUAUUAAGAGAAGUAUUAGGAUUUCUUAUUUUAGGCCGAAAUUUUAAGAAGACUGCAACAUUUAUUACACAUACCGAAAUUGUAUUGGGCUGGAAAAGAACAAGAAUCCUAUGUUCUGGUCAUAUAAUAUUUAGGGAGAGAUUUGACUCAUUAUAUGAAGACUUUUCGAAAAUUCUCUCUGAAAUGUGUCCUUAAUGUAGCUGAAUAGAUGAUCAACAUAUUAGAAAGUUUACAUAAGAAGUAUAUUGAUUACUUAGUUUAGCAAAGUCUUGCAUAGAGAUAUCAAACCAGAAAAUGUCUUAGUUGGGAAGGAUGACGAUGAUAAUCAGCUCUACAUUGUAGAUUUUGGCAUCAGUAAGUUUUACAAAGAUGAAAAUGAAUCCCAUAUGUAUCAUUCCAUUUAAUUUAAACUUAGCUCUUUUCGAGAAAAUUAGCCAUUUAUAGGAACUUCUAGAUAUGCUAGUAUCAAUGCUCACAGAGGCUACUCUUUGAGUCGGAGGGAUGAUAUGGAGUCGCUUGGCUAUAUGCUCAUAUUUUUACUCAAAGGUAUAUUGAUGAUUAUUAACAAAAAGGGUAGUUACCAUGGUAAAAUUUAUAGUUCACCUCAGAGGAAAAUAAAAUUAAAUAGGUAGGUUAAAUGAAAAUGAAGAUGGAAGUGAGUGAAUUAUGCAAAGGCCUACCCAUUGAAUUUGGAAGAUAUUUAGAUUACGUUAGAGGCUUACCUUUUAAAUCCGAACCAAAUUAUAAAUACUGUUAAUCCUUAUUUAAAAAAAUAUAAAACGAACACAAUUAUGUCCCAAAGGAGCUUGUUUUUGAUUGGAACAUCUCUCAAAGGGGCGAUAAAGAGGGUUAGAGCACAAGCAGUAAUUUAUUCAAUAGCAAACCGUCGAUGUAAAUAAAGAUACCUGAUAAUUAUAGAUUUAAAAAAUCCAAGGAAGAUAUGUCAUCCAAUAACAUUAUGGGAUCUCAAUUAAAUUAGUCAAUCGAAUAGGAGAUGAAUUCCUUAUUAAAGACUCCUGAAUAGAAAAGAUCUACUUUAACUCCUGAGAUCCAUCGAAAUAAGGGUAGAAUGUAAUCUAUGAGCAGUUAUAAUGACUCAGUAUCAGAGAUUGAUUUCAAUAAUAGUGUUUUGUUGGGAAUCUAGCCUAGCAUAUUAAGUAGAUUAAGCAAGAUUUCAUUUAACUCAAAUUCAAAGGUGAGAAAUAGUAAGUCUAAUAUUUCUUUGACUCCUGAGAUUAAAGCAUAAGGCAAGGUCUAACAAAUUCAACCGGAUCCGUAUUUAGAAAAAUUAACAGGAGUAAAGAAACGUAAAUCCUAGCUUAGUUAUUCUUCUCGUCGCGGCAAGAAGGAUGAUGAAACUAUUUUCGAGUGCUCAAAGAUGAAUGAGGCUGAAGAAGGGAUAGAAAGAAAAUACAUAGAACUAAAGCAUCGUUUUGUAAAUGCGUAUGUAAAUUUAAGUUAUUAAAUAGUCGUUUCAAAUUUCAGCCAAAUAAAAGUCUAAAGUGA